AUGAAACUAUACUCUAACACUAACGUGGCCACCCACUUGAAGUCCCAGAAUGUGCUUCCAACACUACUGUUGAGUUCUUUGGUCACCUCAUCUGACCGCGAUAACGGGAGUGGCAACAACGACAAUGGGAGUGAUGACAGCAGCGACAAGAACAACGUGAGCGGCAACAAUGCCGACGGGAGCAGCGACAAUGACAACGGGAGCGACAACAACGACAACAAGAGUGGUGGUAGCGGCAAAAGAAGCGGCGACGAUGAUGCAAGCAGCGGUAGCGACGACCCGAGCAGCGACAACGCCAGCGAUGACUCGAGCAGCGACAACGACGACGGUAGCGAUGACAGCGACAACAGGAGCGACGACAUUGGAAACGACGCGGAAGGGUUAGACAAGACCUACAAGGUGAAGGCUAUGACAUAUGUGUCUUUGGACGUAGAGGCAAAUCUCUCAAGGUGGGAGAAAGUGGAGAAAGAAGUGUGA
Molecule: messenger RNA, 477 nt
Organism: Vigna angularis (adzuki bean)
Lineage: Eukaryota; Viridiplantae; Streptophyta; Magnoliopsida; Fabales; Fabaceae
Exons: 2
Coding region: 1-477 (158 amino acids)
Source: RefSeq, a predicted model, not a curated record